AUGGGAACAAGAGCAGAACGUAAGGAAGAUUUUGUUGGUGGGUUUGGAUUUGGAGUUGUGGAAAACUCACAUAAAGACGUUAUGGCACUACCUAAUCAUCAUCCAUCAUAUCCAUCGCCUUCCUCUUCUUCCUUUUGCUACUGUUCUACUGGUAUUGUUACCGAUCCCAUGUUCUCUGCUUCAAGCAAUCAUCAAGGAUACACUCCUCCUCCUAAUGAUAUGUUCUCUCUCGCUGGUUCUGGUUCUGGUUCUGUUUCACUAGCAGACCCUUUUUUCACUUUGAGCUCUUCAGGGGAGAUUGGAAGAUGUAUGAGUGAUAAGGCAAGUGUAGCUUUCACAGAAGCUCAAUGGCAAGAGCUUGAGAGGCAGAGGAAUAUAUAUAAGUACAUAAUGGCUUCUGUUCCUGUUCCUUCUGAGCUUCUCACACCUUUUCCCAGACACCAAUCAAACACUAACCCAGAUGUGGGUAAAGGAGGUUCAUUGAAGCUAGGGAUUGCUUCAAACGCAAGCAACGCUAAUCUUGAGCCAUGGAGGUGUAAGAGAACAGAUGGGAAGAAAUGGAGAUGCUCUAGAAAUGUGAUUCCUGAUCAGAAAUACUGUGAGAGACACACUCACAAGAGCCGUCCUCGUUCAAGAAAGCAUGUGGAAUCAUCUCACCACAACGGCACUCGCACCACCGUUAAAGCCGAUUCUAACCAGUUUGGUAGAACUUAUCCUCAGUUUUACGGACAACCCGAAUGCCAAUACUCUGUGGUUUCUAAUCUUCCGUCUGAUUCCUCUUCCUAUGAUCAUCACAGGGAAUUGAGGUGGUUUAUGAAAGAAAACGAUCACAUAACAACUUUAAGCCCUGAGAUUCAUGAAGCUGUUCAGCUGAAGGCUGGAUCAAGCAGAGAGCUUAAGAGCUCCAAUGGGAACGGGCUUGGAUUCGAUUACGAUCUAAAUUUCAAGCAGAAGGAGCCAUUAGUAGACCAGAGCUUUGGAGCAUUGCAGGGUCUAUUGAGUCUAAACCAGACAGCGCAGGAGACAAGGCGGUUUAUCGUGGAUCGAGGGGAGCAAGAUGAAGCAAUGGGAAGCUCUUUGACGCUAUCAAUGGCUGGAGCUAUGGAGGAAGCAGAGUGCACAAACCAAAACCAGUGGGUUAGCCAGGAAAGACCAUCAUGGCUCUGUUCAACAACACCAGGUGGACCAUUGGCUGAAGCAUUGUGUCUUGGUGUCUCCAACAAUCCAAGUACUAGUACUACUACUAGUAGCUGCAGCAGAAGCUCAAGCUGA
Molecule: messenger RNA, 1272 nt
Organism: Arabis nemorensis
Lineage: Eukaryota; Viridiplantae; Streptophyta; Magnoliopsida; Brassicales; Brassicaceae
Source: the annotation of a GenBank genome assembly